Messenger RNA from Durio zibethinus, 1740 nucleotides. Its product is annotated as DNA glycosylase superfamily protein. Gene Ontology annotation, molecular function: DNA binding; catalytic activity. Lineage: Eukaryota; Viridiplantae; Streptophyta; Magnoliopsida; Malvales; Malvaceae. Gene Ontology annotation, biological process: base-excision repair. Gene Ontology annotation, cellular component: nucleus. The record is from RefSeq and is a predicted model, not a curated record.
AAAAGGCAAAUGCUAGAGAAUUUAUUCUCUCCUUUGUUUAUCGAAGUACACCUCGGAAACAAACCAAUGGAGGAAGGCAGGAAGCAGGUUGCGGUGUAAGACAAGAAUUGGGUCUCAAUGAAGCUGGGAACAACAUGGGAUUUUAGAGAGGCAGAAAAGAACUUUAACAUACUUUGAUAUAUGGAGUUGGAUAUCUUCUGGAGUAAUUAAAGUUGAACUGCAUUUCCUUUAGUGCAGAAGUUGAACGAAAUUCAAGGGUAGAGACUGGUGAUGAAGGCAAGAAUUGUAGGUGAGGGGUAGUUUUUGAACCCGCUGGUUAAUAAGAAAAUGGAUGCCAGGGGCAAAGAGAUUAGAAAUCUUGGCCAUGUGCUUUCCCAAUUUUCAUACAUGGGUGAUCAUAGUAAUGAAAGCAAGGGUGAUCAUUGUAAUGAAAAGGCCUCGAAGAAAAGUGAAACUCUGAGCAAACAAAAUGGAAGGAGGAGGAGAGCAGAUGUGCAAGUACGGAAGGUUUCUCCUUAUUUUCCAACAAGUAGAGAGAAACAAGACUUGUUAAGUGGCAAAUGCAAACAGCAACUCAAUUUGCUUUCGCAAGUUGUAUAUGAGGGUUGUAGUAAUGAAAAGUUUUUGGAGAAUGGGAAAAACGUUAGCAAACAAAAUGGCAAGAAGAGGAGAGCCGAUGUCCAAGUUCGGAUGGUCUCUCCUUAUUUCCAGUCAAGUGGAGAAAAACAGGACAUGAUAAGUGGGAAUCGCAAACCAAAACCUAAAGUAAUUAAACUGUCCCCUUACUUCCAAAAGAACAACAAUGAAAUUUUAGAUGGCAUGAAAAAACCAACAAAGACAGAUGGACUUAAACCUUUUCUGUCUGUUUCCGAGAAAAGAGAUGAGGCUUACCAAAGAAAAGCUCCCGAUAACACAUGGAUUCCUCCUCGCUCCAGUGCUCCACUUCUCCAGGAGGAUCAUACGCAUGACCCCUGGAGGGUAUUGGUUAUAUGUAUGCUUCUAAACAAAACAUCUGGGAACCAGACUAGAAAAGUAUUAUCAAAUCUCUUCACUCUGUGCCCUGAUGCAAAGACGGCCACUGAGGUUGCCACCGAGGAGAUAGAAAAGGUUAUAGAAAGUCUUGGUCUUCAAAGAAAGAGGGCUGAGAUGAUACAACGAAUGUCUCAGGAGUAUUUGUGGAAGGAAUGGACCCAUGUGACCGAGCUGCACGGUGUUGGAAAGUAUGCUGCAGAUGCAUAUGCAAUAUUCUGUACAGGGAAGGGGGAUAGAGUAACUCCCAGUGAUCACAUGCUUAAUCAUUACUGGAACUUUCUCUAUGGGCCCAAGAAUACUUCUUAGUAGAUAGAUUAGAUUAUUCCUUUUAAGAGUUGAUAAAUUAUGGAAGUAAUUGAAGAAAGAAGGCGUAGAGUUAGCAUACAUACCAGCUUUAGAGUUUAUUAGUUAGUUGGCUCAAGUGGAGUACUUCCAUGAUUUAUACUUGUUGAGCUGAUGGUCUUAUUAACACUAUGGUCUUGUGAAUAUUUGUUUUCUUAAUUUGAGUUAGCUGACCCUUUGUUUUCUUUUACGAGGAUAUUAGAAAUUUUGGGUAUUUUAAGUCGGGUUCGGCUUACCUAACAUGUCUGGUCAUUUUGAAUCUCGGGUUAUUUCAGGCCACCUUUUUUUAUAUAAAAAAAAAUUUAUGAAAAUACAACUAAGGGAUUUAAGAAUUGUCAUUUAUAAUAUUAACAAUCCUUUUUUUAC